Mercenaria mercenaria is the source of this 2618-nucleotide messenger RNA. Its product is annotated as 5'-AMP-activated protein kinase catalytic subunit alpha-2-like. Gene Ontology annotation, molecular function: protein serine/threonine kinase activity; ATP binding. Gene Ontology annotation, biological process: protein phosphorylation; intracellular signal transduction. Gene Ontology annotation, cellular component: cytoplasm. The transcript has 23 exons. The coding region runs from base 62 to 1867 and encodes 601 amino acids. The record is from RefSeq and is a predicted model, not a curated record. NCBI's taxonomy places the organism in Eukaryota, Metazoa, Mollusca, Bivalvia, Venerida, Veneridae.
UUAUCCUUAAUUGUACUAACAUGUCCGAGAACGAGGGGUUUGUUUCAUCAUAAAUGUAAACAUGGCGGAGAAAGCUCAACCGCAGGUCAAAAUUGGCCAUUAUAUUAUCGGAGAUACCCUUGGAGUGGGAACAUUUGGCAAAGUAAAAAUUGCAACACAUCAGAUCACCUGUCACAAGGUAGCUGUCAAGAUAUUAAAUCGACAGAAAAUCAAAGCUCUCGAUGUUGUCGGCAAGAUUCGGAAGGAGAUUCAGAAUCUCAAGCUGUUCAGACACCCACAUAUUAUCAAACUGUACCAGGUGAUCAGCACCCCCACAGAUAUCUUCAUGGUGAUGGAAUAUGUAUCUGGAGGGGAGCUCUUUGACUACAUUGUCAAAAAUGGCAAGCUGAAAGAGCAUGAGGCAAGAAGAUUUUUCCAGCAGAUUGUGUCUGGUGUGGACUACUGUCACAGACAUAUGGUGGUACACAGGGACUUGAAACCAGAGAAUCUCCUUCUAGACCACAAUUUGAAUGUCAAACUGGCAGAUUUUGGUUUGUCAAAUAUGAUGCAUGAUGGAGAGUUUUUGCGAACAAGCUGUGGUUCACCAAACUAUGCUGCACCAGAAGUUAUCUCGGGAAAGUUGUAUGCUGGUCCUGAGGUAGAUGUGUGGAGCUGUGGUGUCAUACUGUAUGCUUUACUGUGUGGAACACUUCCCUUUGAUGAUGAGCAUGUGCCAACACUGUUUAGGAAAAUCAAAUCUGGAAUAUUCAACAUCCCAGAGUACCUGAACAAAGAAGUAGUGUCGUUGCUCUGUCACAUGCUCCAAGUUGAUCCUCUCAAGCGGGCCACAAUGAAAGAUGUCAGAGAGCAUGAGUGGUUUAAGAAGGACUUACCAACUUAUUUGUUCCCCCAGCCCCAGGACCAUGAUGCGUCUAUUGUAGAUUUUGAUGUUCUCAGAGAAGUUUGUGAUAAAUUUGGAGUAUCAGAGUAUGAGGUGGAGUCGGCUAUAUUGAAUGGUGACCCCAUGGAUCAGCUUGUAAUAGCUUAUAGUUUAAUAAUGGAUAAUAAGCGUAAUCUAGAAAACACUACUGGAUUACCUGCAUCAUCGUCAGUGAAUAUUCAGGAGUUUUAUCUUGCGUCUAGCCCGCCUAGUGAGUCGUUCACCCUGUGUUCACUGCGUCAGGGUGAGAGAGGGAGGACAUUUUUUCAUUCUGGUCGACACUCGCAUCUCCUUGGUUCGCCGCCUGGACCAGAGAGCCUUCCAUCUGAACAGGUAAACCGAAUGUCGGUUGGACAAGGUACAGCAGCCAGCUCUCUUGCAAGGUCACAAGCGAAUGCUAGUCCUUUGAAACCACACCCUGAAAGGAUGCCAGAGAUGAAAGAUGUGACACAGACAUUAGAUCCAUUGUUAACAACUGUCAACAAGACACACACACCAGCUAAAAAAGCCAAAUGGCAUCUAGGUAUCAGAUCUCAGAGUAAGCCACAGGACAUCAUGCACGAGGUCUUCCGUGCUAUGAAAGCCCUCAACUUUGAAUGGAAGGUGAUCAACCCGUAUCAUGUAAGAGUGAGAAAACAGAAUCCAGUCACCAGCAAAUAUACCAAGAUGAGCUUACAGUUAUAUCAAGUAGAUCAGAAGAGUUUCUUGCUGGACUUCAAGAGUCUGGUGGAGAAUGAGGGCCAGGAUACUCUGCAUCCCACUGCCAGUCUCGUCUCCCAGGGGAGCAGUGACAAUGAUCACAAAACAGAGUCACAUGAUACCAAUACUGGACAAAAUAUCCUUCUCAUGCCUGAUGAGAAAAUGGAUGUAGAUGAGAACCCAAAGAGUCACCACACGCUUGAGUUCUUUGAGAUGUGCGCACAGCUAAUUACUACGCUGGCACGAUAAAAGACAAGGAGAAACAUCCAUGCAGUCGCAAGCUUAUGACAGUUUUUUUAAAACUGAAUUUUGAAGACUUCUGUGGGAUAGAUGCUUUAAAUAUACCCCAGGACUUUUUGAGCAUUUCAGAGAUUUUGUUAAUAGACUAAAAACCACAAUAUGUGAAUCACUAGCUGAGAGACAAUAGUAGUUCUUAUUGUAACUGAAAACAGCCAGAGUGCUGUGUCUACUUGCAGGUCUGCCUUUAAAAAUCGUUUGAAUUUUAUACAUACAUUAUAUAGGAAUUUGAUAAUCACUAAGUUUAGUCAAGAAUCAAAUUUCAGAUCAAACUUGUAAAUCAUUUAUAUUUUGGAUUAUUUAGCAUUUUAUGUUAGUCAUGUGACAAAUUUUUAAAAAUAAUCCUAAAAAAGACUUUCUUCUGAUUGAACACUUCCAAUGUUUACUGGAAGUAUCAUAUUUUUAUUCCAUCCUUCAAGGAAAGAGGAUAUAUCAAAUUGUUUUGCUCAUUGAAGGCUGGUCUGUAGACAAUUUGGUUUCCAAUCAAUAAUUAGACAGUGCUUUGUCUCAUAAUGCUAAAACUUCAUGAGAUGAUUGCCUGUGGUCAGUAGAUGACCCCUGUUGUUUUGGGGGUCAGUAGGUCAAAGGUUAAGGUCAAAGUGAUGUCAGGACUGAAAAUGGAUCAGGCUGUCAUGAUAGAUGGCAUAUGUAUUUUACAAACAGCUCUUAUUUCAUUUAUGCUUUGCUUUCUGAAUGGCACAUA